This is a messenger RNA of Gryllus bimaculatus (two-spotted cricket), 1986 nucleotides long. NCBI's taxonomy places the organism in Eukaryota, Metazoa, Arthropoda, Insecta, Orthoptera, Gryllidae. The record is from the annotation of a GenBank genome assembly.
UCUGGGUACGACCAGAAUGAGUGCAAAGAAUUUGGGCAAUGUAGUGAAGAAUGGCAGACUGGCGCUGGCCGACAAGACCCAUCUGCUUACGCUCAAAAUGGUGCAUUACAUCCAGUCAGUUCUCCAAUUGAACAAAGUCACACAAAAAGCAUGGAAAAUGGUUCCUUGUUGAAACUUGGAGGGACCUGGCAAUAUCCUCAAGUUUCUGAUUCUAUCUCUCUAAGUUCUCACAGUUCUUCAGAACACACUUCAUAUACUGAUACAGACUCCAUUCUGAAUGGUCCAAAUGCCAAUCCCCAGAAGGAAGGAUCUCAGGCACUGAAUCAGAAUAAUGGCAGAGAAGCAGACCAUCCAACUAAUUGGGUUCCUACUACAGAAACGCAAGCUUCUUCCACUCCUCCAGAUGUGCCCAUGGAGGAUCCCAAGGAUUACAUGGUUCAGGCCAACCAUCAUGUAACUCAGGCAAUGCGACAUCAGGCAGCAGGAGCAUAUGAUGCUGCAUUCUCCUUGUUAAAAUUAGCGAUUUCAUGCCUUCUCACUGGAGUUCAAGAUGAGACAGACGGAGUUCGAAGAUAUACAGUGAAGCGCAAAGCUUCUGAGUACCUGGCAACAGCAGAGAAGCUGUACAACGAACACUUGGCUCCUCGUUUCCCUUCCCCCUCCCAGCCAGCACCCCCCAGCCAGCCGGUGGCAUGCCCUCUGUCAAGCCUGCAAGCAUUCAAAGUGCUUGGGGUUGUGGGAAAAGUGAUGCUGGCAAUGAGCACAGAAGAGGACCAGUGUUACAUAGUCAAGGUGCUUUACAAGAGUCCAUGUCCUGUAAACAGAUGUCAAGUACCAAUACUCCCUCUGAAUGUACCUUACAUGGUCAAAUUACAUUUUUAUUUUGAGACCGAGUCAGCAGUGUUUUUAUUUCUGCAGCAUGCAAGUGGAGGCCGUCUUUGGGACCAUAUUAUUUCUUAUUUGCAAUCUCAGCCAGCAACUCCUGUCCACUUACUGUCUCGAGGAAACGUGUAUUUAGGUCGCAAACUAAUUGAAGAAUCUUCUACUGACGCAAUUAACGAAGCACCAAGUGACAGCGAUACUUUGCUUGCAGCUCAAGAAGACAGUUAUGCUGCUCUCAUUCAAAAUUAUAGAGAAGGGAAACUCAAAAUUGAGUUUCAAGAUAACUCUGCUAAUAAUGAUCAGUGCCAUUCUAAUUCUGAAAAUUCUAUUCAACAAUUAACUGUGGAUGAUAAAACCAACCAUAGUCCAACUGUGGAAGAAGUUCUUAAAAACUGUCCUGAUGUACCUGUUUCCGAUUCCCUGAAUCUGCAGGUUUCCUCAAAACAUAUUGGUAUUUCAUCUCUUGUAUCAGACUGUCACACAAGUAAUGUGGAACAUCUGGAGACAAAGGAACUAAUGAGAAAUGCUCAGCAAUUGCUGCAAUCUGUGAGUGAAACUCUUUUGAAAAGCAGUAUAGGGGACAAUGAGUCUCUCCAUGGAAUCUCGGAGAGUGAAACCCUCGAACCUGAAGAUCACACUCCUGUGAGAACAAAACCACGCUUAAAAGGUUUACCGCUGAGACGCCGAUCAUCUGGAAGCAGACUACCUUUGGAACAUCGCCUCAGCAGUGAUGACCUCGUGGAGUGGCGCACUGCAUGUGGGGGUGGCAGCAUGCAUCACUGGGAGAAGCCAGCACCACGUCUUCCUGAAGGCCGUGUUCGGGAGUGGGCAGAGCAGCUUGUAACUUGCUUGGCAGCUCUUCAUGAAUCAGGCCUUGUAUUCAGGGAUUUGCAUCCUGAUAAUAUACUACUUGCUGAAGGAGGUCACGUUUUGCUCAGUUUCACCUGCAGCUGGCCUGCUGUAGAUACUGUUGUAAAUAGAGAAGCUGUGGAGAAUCUAUAUGCUGCACCAGAAAUAACAUCAAUUUUUGAGGCUACACCUGCUGCAGACUGGUGGAGUUUGGGAGCCCUGCUAUUCGAGUUGAUUACUGGGAAGGUAAUAUUU